AUGAAACGCGCCUCGUCUCUAACUAAAUAGUCUUCACAGACAUCCAAAAUUAGUACUCAAACCUCCUUUAAAUAAAAUCAAAAAUAUUAAAAUGUAAGAUCAAAGUACAAAGAACCGAAAAAGAUUCCUGGGUCAACACCUUAUGAUCCAACAAAUAGUUCUGGGAAAUUAUCUGCAAUAUCAUAAAAUCCAUUUAGAAUAGUAAUAAAAUUUAGUAUGACAAAUUUUGCUGAUUAUAUCAAUUUAAAGUAAGUAUGUUAAAGAUUUUUUUAUGAAUUGGAAUCCAACAUUCAUAAUUUUUAAUACAUAAAUCCUGCAUAGUUUUAGAAUGUUAAACAAGUUGUAGAAUAGUUGAAGGUGAUAUAUUUUAACUCAUAAAUAAAUCGCUAUUCAACUUUUCAUGAAAAAAUGAACUCUAUGUUUUAAUAUGGAGCAACCAAAUUGAAUUUGCCUGAUAAAUUAGUUGAAUCCCUUUAACUUAAUAUUUCAAGUGCUCGGGUAAACAAAAAAUAAUUCACUCCUUAAAUAUUAUUUAGGAAAUUAAAUUUUGCUUCUCAUUUAUACUUCAAAAUCUUAUUAGAUGGGAUCCCUAUAAAUAUGAAAAGUGAUACUUAUGAUAGCAUUUAAGUUUACUUCAAAAUAGAAUCAAAAUAUUUGAAUUUAUCAAAAGAGUUUAUGAAAACCUAUGAAUGUUAAGAGAUUCUAAAGAAAUCAAUAAAUUAAAAAGCCUUUACGUAUAUGACUGAUGGACAUUAUUUAUUCACCUAUUUUGAGAAUGAUAAAUAAAUGUUAUAUUUUUUAUGGGAGAAUUCAACAGUAGAUUUAAUGUAUUAUUUUUGGAAGUAAUUAAAGCAAAAGUACUUUUGGGUAAAUAAAGGACUAAUCUAAAAACAAUAUAAAUCAAUUAUGGAAUAAAGAUCUAAAUAAAAUAUGUAGAAUUCAAGAGCACUUUCAGAAUCAAAAUAGAAAUAAUAAGUAGAUGAUGAUAGUGAUGAUGAGUACAUAUCAUUUUAAUUGUAGAAAUAAACAACUUUAACAUUGCCUUAGAUAAAAUCGCCUUAAUAAUAAUAACAAUAACAACAACAACAACAACAAUAACUUCCUCCUAAACCAAAAAAAAAAGUAUCAACCUUUUUAAAAACUAAAGUUAUUUAAAAUAAAAUUUAAUAUGCUUCAAUGAAAGAUUAUAUGUAUGAUUAAUAAGAUUUUGAAUUGAUGAUCAAUAUUCAUACAGGAAUAAAAGGAUAAAAUUUAUUUUACUUUGUAGAUACCAAAGCAAUGCCAAAAUUGGAUGAGGAUUGUUUAUAUUUCACAUAUAAAAUGAAAGAACAUAUUAAUCUUUCAUAUAAAUUUUAUUUAGACAAUAAGUUAGGAAUGAAAGAAGCAGUUGAAAAUUUGUUUUUAUGUGAUAUCACUUUUAAGGAUAGAGACGACUUUAGAAUACUAUUCAGUGGCUUUGUAUAAAUGUUUAAUGAAGAUACAACAUCAGUUGCUAAAUAAUAUGAUGUCUCUUAUAUGGAUGUAAAAGAGUGGAGGUCUCUUAAGCUGUGGGAUGAAAAUAGGUUUGAAUUAGUAAUUUUAUUUGGUACCUAACCUUCAGUUAUUAAACUUUUAGAACUCAAACUCAUUGAUAUAAAUUGA
Paramecium octaurelia is the source of this 1641-nucleotide messenger RNA. NCBI's taxonomy places the organism in Eukaryota, Ciliophora, Oligohymenophorea, Peniculida, Parameciidae. The record is from the annotation of a GenBank genome assembly.